Molecule: messenger RNA, 1937 nt
Organism: Pygocentrus nattereri (red-bellied piranha)
Lineage: Eukaryota; Metazoa; Chordata; Actinopteri; Characiformes; Serrasalmidae
Product: tumor necrosis factor receptor superfamily member 14-like
Exons: 10
Coding region: 442-1296 (284 amino acids)
Biological process (GO): positive regulation of peptidyl-tyrosine phosphorylation; positive regulation of cytokine production involved in immune response; defense response to Gram-positive bacterium
Cellular component (GO): external side of plasma membrane; membrane
Molecular function (GO): protein binding; transmembrane signaling receptor activity
Source: RefSeq, a predicted model, not a curated record
ACCAAGAGUGCGCUAUUCCAAGAUAAACGACGGCUCUACUGCAGGACGAAGAAGAGAACUGUCUGUUUUUAAUUACUUUUAUUUUAAUUCUUUAAUCUUUAAAAAACUUUCCUCCACACCGCGGCCGUUAUGAACACACUGAGCGGACAGUUCAUGUCCUCUGUAUCUCCGCUGUACCUGAAAAACAGGAUUCUUCUCUAAGAAAUGGAAAACCUGGACGAGGACUCUGAACCUUUAAUGAACGUGUGAGCUGCAUCAGUAAACCUGGAAUAUGAUUUCAUAUUGAACUACCAAGUGCAGAACGGUCAACAGCAUGAAACAUACUUAUGAAAUAAUUUUGAAAUAAAUUAUGAUCUAAAACCAGUGAAGUAAGACAGAUGAAAUGUGCAGGAGAAACAUUUUGCAUUCUUUACUAGAAGAGACUGAAUCAGCGCUUUCAUCAUGAUCUCUGGUUUGCAGAUCAUCUUUAUUUUUGCAGCUAUUUUUUUAUCAAAUUUUGAAAUGUGUUUUUGUGCAUGUGCCCGGGCUGAGUAUGAGAUAAAUGGAGAGUGUUGUCCAAUGUGUGCACCAGGAAAUCAUGUUUAUCGGCACUGUACUGUGGAUACAAGCACUACAUGUGUUCCAUGUCUUCAUUCAACAUACCUUGAUGCACCCAAUGGCCUUGCAGAAUGCUUUAGCUGUGCAGUGUGUGAUACUGGUCAGGGUUUAAGAGAAAAGACUCCCUGCACGCGAUCAUCAAACACAGUCUGUGAGCCACUAGACGGACAUUAUUGUACUGAUCAACUGGGAGGCAGCUGUAUACGAACUAUAAAACACAAAAACUGCAGCCCUGGACAAUAUAUAAAGCACAGAGGAACAUCGUUUAAAGAUACUGAAUGUGAUGAAUGUGCAGACGGUACCUUCUCAAAUGGCUCUCUUCAGAUUUGUCAGCCACAUUCAAUAUGUGAAGGACUGGGACUCACAGAAAUAAAGGCAGGAACAUGUUCUUCUGAUGCUCAAUGUGGAAAGAAAACUUCAGCUGCUCUUAUAGCUAGAAUCAUAUUUCUUGUUCUCAUUGUGGCUGUGGCUGUAGCAGUUAUCGUGUUUGUCAAAAUUAAAUAUAAGACUUUUUCAUGUCGAGACUGGUUUAAGACUCAACCAACUGAGAAUAACCACACAACUCCAGUAGAAGAAACUGGAUUUCAGCAAUCUACGGCACUCUCAUCAGUGAUGCCAAUGUUGACUAAGCAUCCAGACAGUGAGCACCCUGAUCAGUCACACCUAAACACGAGCAGCUCUGGCAAUCCUGCAAUCUAAACUUGCUGUCUUGUUUUUUAAGAUAGCCCUAAGAAGAGCACCAUGGUAGCCCUGGUCAUUUCCUAUUGAGAACAGCUCUCAGAAUACAGAACAGUGGAACUGGCCAAUCAUGGAAUGCUUGUGAUCCUGAGGAGUAUGGAACGAACUCUGGCUCUAUGCAGUGCAGGCCUGAAGACUGUGUGAUGCUGAAGAAACUGGUGUAGCUCUGUGGUGUUCCACUUUUUGUCUGCCACAGGAUCUACAACAGGAAGCGGUUUGUCAACUGUUCAGAUUGAGCAACUGAUUCUUUUACCAUUUUAGGGUUUUGUAAAUGCUGUUUGUAAAUAAUGACUAUUUCAGUGACCUCAUAUUACUCUAGAGAUGCGUGUCCAACUAAUGGUAACCUAUUUUUAACCCUUAAAAGACCAAGAUUUGCCGACAGUUUUAUGUUUUUGCCACACACUGCUACAACUUCUGAAUAACGCAGUUUGCAUUAUAUUUCUAGCAGUAAUUAAAUUAUAACGUACAGACUAGGGAGAUAUUUCUAUAUUACUAGGGAGAUAGUUUUAUACAUUCCUUCAAAAUCUUUUGCACAGCAGAAACAGUUGCCUUUCAUCUUACAGUGUGACAUCUCUUUAACCAUACUAAUGUAAUAUUUUCUA